AUGAAUAGUGCUACUAUGCAACAAUUCAAUGGCUUUGAAAAACUACAUGUUACUGGACCUUUUGAUAUUGAACCAGAAACUCAAAUCGUUUACAGUAUAGAUGGCGAUAUUGAGCAAAGUUCUAUAGUAACAAUACGUCGAAUGCCAGAAUCGAUGCGACCAAGAGAGAACCCUUUAAUCGAACCUCCAGCAGACAAUUUAACUGUGACACCACCCGAUUCAUCGGCAUUUGUUCAAUUCAAGCUCAUGAAAAUACUAAAACCUCAAUCAGAUAUCAAUAAACAUAUUCCAGAAACAAAAGCAGAUCAAACCAAAGCAUCUGAUAUCACGCCGUCUAAUGUCAAUUUUUAUGAUACACCAGGUCUCGAAUCAUGGAGUAAUGAAGCAGGAGAAAAGGGCAUGCUUGAAUUAAUCAAUGAAACAAAUCCAGUUUGUGUCAUUUUUUGUGCUUCUCCGGGUUCAUUUGCUGAUUUAUCUCAACUUCGUCCUGUUUUACUGUACUGUAAAGAUAACAGUAUCUUUUGUGCACUUGUAUGUACUAAUAUGUGGUCUAGUAAUAAACGGCAAAAAGUAAUCGAAGAAUUUCAAAAUGAACUCUCAAUUUUCGGACCACAAAAUGAUAUGUAUUCGGAUCAAAUUCAUUCUAAUAUUCCACACAAAAUAUCGUUUUUUGGUACAGGUGCUCUUUGUACGAUGGUGAAUUCAGUUGAAUAUUUCGAUCCAGAAAUGUCAUCAAAAAAACAGCCAGUACAAGGAAUUGAUGAACUCAUUCAUGGCAUCAUGCAAUCAUUAGAUGAUCAGAAAUUACUUGGUUGGUGUAACGCUGUACUUCAUCGACGUAGCUAUUGGACAAUAGUUAGUCAAAAAAUGGUCGGUUUCUUCUCUUUGGGAUUAACAAAAUUACGACGUUACAAAUUUUUCUUGCGUUUGACAACAAAACGAACUUCUACAUAG
Rotaria sp. Silwood1 is the source of this 954-nucleotide messenger RNA. The record is from the annotation of a GenBank genome assembly. Lineage: Eukaryota; Metazoa; Rotifera; Eurotatoria; Philodinida; Philodinidae.